AUGCACGGUUCAUCGAGUAGUUUUGAUUCGCAAAAAAAGAAUAAUAAAAAUAAUUCAAAAAAAAUUACGGCAUUUCCUAAAGAAAUAAGAAUUUAUGGUCAGUUUCAUAAACUUCAAAUAAGCAAGAAUGAUAAAACCUCUGAUAUCGAUAUUGAUGAUUCAAAAUUAUCUAAAUUGGAUUUCGGUACUGAUAAAAAUGUUAAUAAAAAGGAUUACGUAAUCGUUCCAGUAAAUAAAAAAGAUUCCACCGUUAAAUUUAUUAAACUUCCCAUAUACAAAUUGAAAAAUCAUCCGAAAUCAGAAAAAGCUGAUAAUAUUCGUUGUAAGAAAACAAGUUUGCAAGAUGGAAUUUCAACAACUGAAAUUUUACCAUCGUGGGUCGCAAAAAAUGAUAAAUUUAAAAAUCAACAAAAGAUAAAUGAUAAAAAACCAACUUGUUUUGUUUUUCGACAGUCUCUGGCCAAAGAACCAAUAAUUCGGUAUCAUAUUGUGACACUGGUACUCAGGUUGACGAUGGUAUUAUACCUACAAUGA
Pediculus humanus corporis (human body louse) is the source of this 534-nucleotide messenger RNA. RefSeq lists its product as uncharacterized. Lineage: Eukaryota; Metazoa; Arthropoda; Insecta; Psocodea; Pediculidae. The transcript is spliced from 2 exons. The coding region runs from base 1 to 534 and encodes 177 amino acids. The record is from RefSeq and is a predicted model, not a curated record.